AUGGCAGCUGCGAUGCUGAGCAGCUCGGAUGCUGAGCAGCUCAGAUGCUUUGGGACUGGUCGCAUAUACGUGCGACCUCUGCAGAUAAGCAUACCCUUGGCAGUCGGUGUCGACACGUCUCUGCAGCACGAAGAAUGUUUGACCUGUCAUCUGUCAAUUCCUGUGAGCGAAAUGCGACAACAUUGUGAAGAUUCUCAUGUAAGUUACAGUAUAGACUGCCAUUAUAGAAAGUGAAUAAGUUACCGAAUGCUGGGAACGUUAAAUUCCAUACCAUGAGUUGCUAAAUUAUUUAUCAACAUAUACCAAAAUGUAGGGUUCAAACAGCGUUGAUGAACAAGAUUCAAAUGAGGAAAAUUACACUGUGCAUGACAGGUAGGUUUCGUUGGUAAAAAUAAUAUGCCCUUAUACACUGCCUUGUAUUAGAUUUGACCAGCGUGCACGUAUACCCCACACCUGUUUCAUGAGGGGUCUAUGCACAUUAAUUUAUUGUGUUACACGAGAAAUGAAGUGAGGGUGUACAGUUGGAAUAUUUCCCUUCAAUACAUAAUCAAGUUUUCUUAACCUGCAGUGUCAUUUUUCACUUACUAUUUACUAACAGAGUAUUUCCACUUGAACUAGUGCAACAAGGUAUCAUUGGUAAUGUAAGACAUGUAGAAUAUUAAGAAGAUAGUUAGUACGGGCAUAUUUAUUAUUCUUACCAUGCAAUUAAUUUUGCAAAUUGUUUAUGUCAUUUGAAGAUACUAGCAUAUUUUUUUGCCAAUUAAAAUUUCUAUUAAUAUUAUCAAGAGAUAUAUUGAUAGAGAAAACUUAUAUUUGAUGUUCGUUGAGUUGUUUAUUGCUGCUAUUAUUUAUCGCUGUUAGAUGACUUCAUUAUGUUAUUUAGUCAUCUUGAUAUGGAUGAGGGAGAUAUCACGGUGGCGCCCCUGGAACGGUCAUCUGACCUGAACCAACAGGAUGAAAACAGUUCUGCUGAAGUUGUUCCGUCAACCUCCGCAACUGAUGUUUUUGAAGCAAAUGAGCAACCUGAGGUCGUAAUAAUUGAUCAACCUGCAGUUGUUGAACAAAGAUCAGAUGAUGCUGUUGCGGGCUGUGAACAUGAUUAUCAAGAUCAAUUUAGAGAUCCGUAUGUAUACUGUAUAAUACAGGCAUGAUGCUAGUGUUUUCGUUUUAAGCCUCUUCGUUAUCUUUUAGAGAAACGAUUCCAUUUACAGAACAUCCGAAAUGCUGAGGUACAUAAAAGAAAAUUUGUGCGUCGAAAACAAGGAAGAUGGUGAAGGCGGAUAUUUUCUUCACGAUAACGUGAUGGCGCGAACGAAUCAAUUUUACGUUGGAGAUGGCAUUAUUUUUGGUAUGAAUUAUUGUAUUAUAUCGUAGUGUUAUUUUUAUAUUUGGUUUGAUUGAAGUUAAACACAGUUACUCGUUCGUUUGGCUUCAUGCAUAGCGAAUACACUAUUCACGUGUAGCAUACGUUGGUUACAUAUUUGCGGUUGCACCGACGAUGCUAAUUUUGGUGUAGUUUUCUGUAGAGUGUGAGCACGUAAUAUUAUGUAAACAAUUAAUUGUAAAAUAAGCUAACGUCAAGAAAACCUGUUAUAUAAAUUAGCCUACUUUAACUAAAUAUAUUAUUCUUGAUCACUCGGACUCUGUUGUGACUAUGUCUAUGUUGACCUAAGAAGUACAAUAUAGUGUGCUCGGUACCUUACACACAUAAAUAAAAUAACUAAUCUGUUCGUUUUAGGUUACAGUCUACUUCAAGGAGGGCCAUUACCUUGUUUUCUAUCCGAAAAACAACUUCAAGCAUUAUUUGUCAGUGAAAGUACUGAGAGAAAACCAUAUGAAGCCCAAUUCUUGGAGGGAAUGGCCACUUUCGGCUUAACAAAGGUUUGUAAUAAUAUGUAGUGAUAUAUAGUUUGUGCUGUUCAGAACUGAUGUAGCUUUGACGAGUUUGGGACCAUGCUAAUGGGGAAAAAUGUGUUUAUCUUAUGAUAUACAAGUUAUAUGGUUAUUGUAACUGUAACCAGAUUUGGUAAAUUAAUGUACUUUUGGUAAAAUUUUAUAAUUCUCUGAAUUAUUUAGAAAAAACGUUUUGGUAGAUUUUUAGUGAAAUUUGCAAAACCAAAGUAUUUCAAUCAAGCACGGGCGCUCAACUUCCACUGCUACUUCCUUCUGCAGCGUUUAGUGUAGUGGCACGCUUCGUCACGAGGCGGAGUAAAACACGUGUUAUACAACAGGCUGCGUCUACGUUAGUUCACCUUGUAUACUGAUCGAUGCAUACAACCAAGUUGGGUUUUUUUUUGCAGCUGGCAGAAGAGGAUCAAUAACUUUAGAAAACAUUUUAAAGUUCGCUACAGCUGGUGAAAAUGAGCCUGUUCUUGGUUACGGAGUUGAACCAACAAUUGAAUUUGUAGCCACUGAUUCUGCAUUCCCAACUGCCAACACAUGCGUGAAUAAGCUAACUUUGGUCAUUGGUGAAAAGUUGCCAACAGAUCAGGAAAGAAUGUUCUCCAUUUUCGACUUAAGUUUUGUUAAUGCACACUUCGGACUAGUCUGA
Molecule: messenger RNA, 2551 nt
Organism: Paramuricea clavata
Lineage: Eukaryota; Metazoa; Cnidaria; Anthozoa; Malacalcyonacea; Plexauridae
Source: the annotation of a GenBank genome assembly